Mytilus californianus (California mussel) is the source of this 10180-nucleotide messenger RNA. RefSeq names its product autophagy-related protein 2 homolog B-like. Gene Ontology annotation, molecular function: phosphatidylinositol-3-phosphate binding. Gene Ontology annotation, biological process: autophagy of mitochondrion; reticulophagy; autophagosome assembly. The transcript has 43 exons. The record is from RefSeq and is a predicted model, not a curated record. The coding region runs from base 74 to 6229 and encodes 2051 amino acids. Gene Ontology annotation, cellular component: extrinsic component of membrane; phagophore assembly site. Lineage: Eukaryota; Metazoa; Mollusca; Bivalvia; Mytilida; Mytilidae.
GUAAAUAAAAAAGAUGGGUCAUCUUUGUUUACGUUUGUGAAUGAAUAGAUCUAUCAUUUAGAUUGAAAUAACAAUGCCUUGGAGUUUUCCGUGGUCAGAUUAUGUGAAGAAAAGGGCAUGCAGAUACCUUUUACAACACUAUCUUGGACAGUUUCUGAAAGAGAAGCUGACUCUCGAUCAGCUGAGCGUCAAUCUUUCCAGUGGCAAAGGAAACAUUACCCAACUAGAUUUAAAUGUUGAGUCUUUGAAUGAAGCUUUAGAAAGUAGCAGUAUACCAUUAGAAGUAGUAGAUGGUUUUAUACAUGAGAUAUCUGUAUCUGUGCCAUGGACUUGUCUGAUACAAAAAAGUACAGAAUUGGAAAUAACUGGUUUGGAGAUUACAUUGCAACCCAAACAAAGAAAUCAACAUGCUGGGGGUUUAGAAUCUAUGUUAAGCAGUACAAUGAGUAUGACAUCCAGUUUGAAAAUAGCCGAAGAUUGUUUAAAACGUACAACUUCUGAAGAAAGCCUUGCAGAAGACACUUCACAGCCGUAUGAGGGUGUUCAGAUUUUUGCACAAACCAUUGAUUCAGUCUUAAGUAGAGUGAAAGUUACACUGAAUGAUACAGUAAUCAGACUGGAGCAUCUACCCAUGCAAGCUGAAACUGGAGUAGCACUUGAAAUUAGAAUAAAAAGGAUAGAAUAUUUUGAUGAUUUAGCAUUAGAUGAAGGCAGUUCAGUUGAUGAUGUACACAAGUGGGAACCAUCGGCAAUCUCCCACAAAAAUAUAAGUAUGGAAGGUAUACAGAUACUUUGUGAUGAAUUUACACGUCUUUCUCGACAGUACAGCUCACCAGAUAUAGGCUCUAGUCCUUCAUCACCUGUAUCCCCAUCAGUCUUUCACUCCACUAGUAGUACAUUGUCAUCUGUACCACCAUUCAGCCAAUCAGAACCCACCUCAUCACUGCCUAGUCCAGAUUCUGAUCCAAUACAAGUAGCUGUUAUAACAGGAAAGAAUACAUUGAAACUGAAAGUAAAACAAGGGGAAGGAUUAGGAAUACAGGGGCCAAAGGUUGAAAUGGAAUGUGAGCUUGGUGCUGUACAUAUCCUUUUGUGCCCAAAACAAUUCCAUGCCUUAUGGGCGUUAGCAGAUGGAUUGUCAUCUCCAGCUACAAGUGACAGGAAGAUGAAGCGAAAUAGAAGUAAGAGUAAACCUAUGAGUCCAGAUGACUACCGAAAGAUAGAGGAAGAUCUCCAACGACAGCUACAGUCUGGCAGAAUACAACAUCAAAGACAAGAAAUCUCUCACUUCACAGCCAUGCAUGAUAUUAUGACUGGAUCUUUUGGAGGUGAGGACCAGUUUUAUUCUGUAGGACAACAUAAAGACAUGGAGUCUUCCUUUACAAGCCAAACUUCAUACAGUACUGUCUCAACUGUUAAAUCUGGUGGAACAGAAAACAGGAAGCCCAAGGAUCCAAUGAAGAAAAUUUUAGAUGAUCCGUCAGCAGAGUUUUCCCAUUAUAGACUGAGACUAGCAUUCUUCUCUGUAGCACUUUUGCAUGACAAUCCUUGCUCUAAAGUAGAGCAUGGCCAGACGCGAACACAAGAAAAUAACAUUAAAGAUCUGUCUACGUCUUACUUCCAAAGAGUGUUUACUAUUGCAACAGCUGCUAGGGGAGACAUGAAAAGUUUGAGAAAGAGUUUUGUGGAAGUACUGAAGUAUGAUCAUAUCAGGUUACUUGGUAAACCUUUGACAGUUGACUGUACAGAGAAGACAAUUCCAACACAUCAUACAAUGACUGUGGAUGUGACUGUUGGUAUGUUUGAGAUGGUAGAAUGUCUGUUUGACAGAAGAGAUAAAACUGCCAUGCCAACUUAUACAGAGUUACUUGUUUUCAAUAAAGAUGGUGAACAACACGCCACACACAUGUACAGCAGUAUGCAUGGUAGUGCUCCAUGUAUUAAAGCCACCAUAACCUACAUGGAACAAACAAAGGGAUCUAGAAAAAUCAGCCCCAGAACAGAUGUUAAUGUUACGAUUGGUGCAUGCGAGUCUGAGAUUGAUGUCACAAUCAUUGACAGAGUCAAUAGUCUGCUGUCACCACCACCAAGGUCAAGGUCAUGCAGUCAUACAGGAAAUAUACCCAUGUACACAGGGGUCCCGGACACAUUCAGUCAGACACUAGAAGAUGGUGCUAACUCAUCUGAAAUGACAACAGAUAUAAAAGUGAAUAGUUCUAAUGUUAAACUAUAUAUCAGGUUUCCUAUUCCUGAUUUGAGGCCACAAUCACAGGUUGACAGGUUUCCAUGGUGGAAAAAAAAUCUACGAGAAGAAAUGGUGAUAUUAAAACUGAGUGAUUUUAGAUUUAUAACGUCCAUAAAAUCCCAACAGUCAGUUCUACAAAUGGAUGUCAUUUGUAAAGAGGUUCAUGGUUCAUUUCUACUGGACCCUAACCAUGAACCAGAACCAUUUGCAUAUGCCUGUGGGGACAAUGACAACGAAGAUGGAUUUAAUUCACCUCAAAUAAGUUUAAAACUAUCAAAACAAAUCAUAUCUUUACUGGAUGAACAAGGAAUGAACUCUGAAAACAAUACCCCACUUGAUUCUCUGAAUGGUGCAUGUCAGUUUGACAAAGUGGAUCCAUCUCCAUUCUCAAACAAGAAAUCCAUGUAUGGUAAAGAUGAUGAUGGAAGUAAAGAAGAUACCCACAAACAUGUCAGUGAAGAGAUGGUCAUACCAGGGGACAGAGAUGAGAUGAUGGAAUUCCAGGAUACCUGUAUAAACAAUACAGAAAUAACAUUGGAUAUAUAUCUACCCAUGGCUAACUGUUACCUACCUAGCAAAAACUUCUAUGAAGUUCUAUACAACAGAUUUAAUAAUGACUUGUUGCUAUGGGAACCAGUUGCACCAUCACCUUUACCUACUCAGGACCAAGCUUCAGGAUCUAUACAGCCAUUUGACCUUAGUUGCUAUCCUCAAGUUUUGCAAGAUAAUUUUGAAUUAGCGAAAUCUGCUAUUCAGUAUGAAUCAUCAGAUGAAGAAGAAGAUUAUAGUUACAAUUAUUACAGUAUCCAUGACAGCAAGUACCCAAGGAAGUCAAAUACCAACAGUAAUCAGCCAUGUAAAAUGUGUUUGCUUCUCAGGAUUGACAAAGGGAAAUUAACUACAUCAUUAAAUUCAAAGGCAGAGGACAGUAAAGGUGCUGCUGUAGCUGUGUUACAGAAUGCUAACUUGUUUACAGUGUCACACUUCAAAGGAGAUCCCAGUCUACAAUAUAUAUGUUUCAUAAGCAACCAGGUGGAAUUAUAUCACUCAGGAACUUUAUCAGCAUCUGAAGAUUUUUCCUUAGUACCAACUUGUGAGAACAUUAGUUAUAUCCCAGCAUGCUUAAGGAAAUGUAAGAAAAUCUAUCCCACAGAAACAGGGGUUAACAACAAAUUAGAUCUCAGUAACGAGGACAUGCUCUCUGUAGCUGUAAGAAUCAAGAAAGAUACAACUGCUAUUAAUGAUCUGACUAAAGACGAAAAAGUAAAGGAAUUUUUAGUAUCAUUGGGUGUACAUGGAGCCACAUUGCGACACAAAAUAGUAGAAUCAGGUUGCAGUUGGAUAUCACAGGUGUUAGAUCUGUUAGAUGCCAAAGAUUAUGAAGUAUUAGGUUAUAUAGCCCCUAAAGUAUUGACAGAAUUACAUGUACAUCUAUGGAAAUGUUCAGUAGAUUAUAGACCAUUACAAAACCCAACGAAAGCCCUGCUGAAAGCAGAAUCGUUUAGUAUAUCAAGUAAUAUUGUAGCUGAAUCUUCUACCUCAUUGUUAAGGUUUGUGUUAGAUGAUGCUUCAUUAUUUUUAUCACAGUCAUCAAAACCAGUCAUUAAUUUACAGAGAGAUUAUGUAUGUGUGGCAGAUUUAGAAAGAUUUGAACUUGCAUUAAGGAUGAACGAUGGCAAAGAACAUAAAUUUCCAAAGACAGAUUUCAAAGUAUCAACAAAUCGUUUAAAUAUAAGGACAUGUUCAGAUUCCUGUAAAGCUUUGAUGGAUCUGAUUCGAUACUUUGCUACAGAUGGUGAUUUAGAUGUAGAAGAAGCAGAAGAUUUAAAUUCUACUGGUACCUCUGAUGAUAUUAUCUCUACUGACAAUAGCCAACAAACAAUAGAUGAUGACAGUGAGGAUGAUAGAAGUGGUCUGUCUGAAUCCAGAUUAGAACAGCUACAUACAUUGGUGGAGGAUGCCAUGCAAGAAUCAGGUGCUAUAACCAGCCCAGAUAAGCCAGAGUCAUCUGCCCAUAGAACAGAAGUAUUUUUCACCACAGAAGGAGGUAUGGGUGAGGUGCCCCAUGCAGGGAUGAUGCGACCGAUAGUGAUUUCAGCUAGCGCUGAUUCUGUAGCUAGCACAUGUAGUGGUGUGUCAGAAAAUUUCAGUGAUGAUGAAGAUUUCUGUAUUAUUGAUGAUCCAGGAAUAGGUAUCGCUCCAAAAGAUGGUGAGCCAUGUGUAAGAGUUUUCACAACAGAUCCUAUAGAAAUUAAGGACAAUCACUUCAGUCAACCAACAGGUAAAACAGACCUACUGAAAGCCCCUGAUCACUAUCCUACUGCUGAAUAUAGAUAUACACUGAAGGAACUGACUGUCGUCUGGUACAUGUAUGGAGGAAGGGAUUUUAGUGAUGCUCCUAAUUCUACAUCUUUAGAUAAAGAUACUACCAUGUCUUUCAAACCUGAGAAGAGUGAUAGCAAACAUCAAAUAAGAAUGGGAUAUAGACCAAAGCUUCCUGGUUCUGACAGAUUAUCAGCAAAAGUUAGAGGUGGACCAGGUAGAGAUCAUGAUGUUCUUAUGGAAUUACAACUCACCAAGAUCAGAAUGCAGCAUGAAACCUACCCAAGUCAUACAGAACAAGCCUCUAGACAAAUCUUAGUGAUUAGUGACGUAGAGAUUCGAGAUAAACUGACUGUGUCUAGUAUUAACAAACUGCUGUAUCAGUAUUCAUCAGAAACUCUUCCUAAACAAACUAAUUCGAAUAUGGUGUUAAUAAAAGCCAUCCAUGUUAGACCUGACCCAUCGAUCAACUCACAAGAAUGUUCAUUACGAAUAUCUGUUCAGCCAUUAAGACUUAAUGUAGAUCAGGAUUCAUUAUUUUUCAUGAGGGACUUUUUCACCGAGUUAAGUGGAGGUACUGUAGAACAAGUUGUACCUAUGGAGAAAGAAACAGAAUCAAAACCAAGGUCAAGGACACCCUCUGGUGCUAGUGCUCCUUCCCCACCACAACCAGUUAUGACUGUUGGUCUUCCAGAAGCCCUGGAGGAAGACACAGAUCCACAAGAACUUUUAAUGAUGUUUGAUGAAGUUCAGGAUUUACAGAUGAACACAUCUAGUGAUGGAGAACAUACACCUCGACCUUGUUCCUCUGAGCCAACAAUAGAGCCAUCUAGUCAGCCAAUAUUUAUAAAGUCUUUCAUAUUUUCUCCUGAUGUGCCAAUUCGACUGGAUUACCAUGGUAAAAAGCGUGUUCUCUCAGAACAUGGAACAUUAGUUGGAUUACUAUCAGGCCUUGCCCAGUUGAAUUGUUCGGAGUUACAACUAAAGAAAUUGACUUACAGACAUGGAUUACUAGGGUUAGAUAAACUGGUGACCUACUGUAUAAAUGAAUGGUUAACAGAUAUUAAAAAGAACCAGUUAGCCAGUGUACUGGGUGGUGUGGGACCAAUGCACUCAUUUGUACAGUUAGCACAAGGUGUAAAAGAUUUGUUCUGGUUACCAGUUGAACAGUACAGAAAAGAUGGUCGUAUUGUUCGAGGAUUACAGAGAGGAGCAAGUUCCUUUUCCACUUCAACUGCUAUGGCAUUCCUAGAACUGACAAAUCGUGUUGUUCAGUCUGUUCAGUAUGUAGCUGAGCUAACCUAUGAUAUGGUGUCACCAGGUCCAAGUGUUAGAAUUCAAGGUCACAGAAGACGUAAAAAGUAUGGAAGGAAAGGACAACCAUCAGAUCUGAGGGAAGGGUUGUCUAAUGCGUAUGUUGUAUUAAGAGAGGGACUAUCUGAACAAGCACAGAACUUUAUGGAGAGUGCUAAUACAGAACAUGAACAAAAAGGUGUGACAGGCGUUGUAGGUGGUGUCAUGAGACAGAUCCCAUCUGCAGUUAUCUCCCCAUUAAUUAUAGGACCUGAUGCCCUGUCUAAUGUUUUGGGAGGUGCUAGGAACCAGCUGAGACCAGAUGCUAAGAAAGAAGAAGAGGAGAAAUGGAAGCUUGAACCAACAUAGUGAAUUUUUACAGUGUUGUUUGACCGGUGAUCAGGUUGUUUGUGUUCAAAUGAAAAAAUGAACCAAAUUAAGUCUUUCAGUCCUUACUAUGUGAUGUGAUAUUGGAAUGGUGAUUGAAAGAAGUCUUGACUAAUGUAAGGUGUGAAAUUGUCAAUCUGAUUAAAAAACAGAUCCUGUUUUCUACGCUUUGCUUACAAAGAUCUUAAAACACUCCGUUUUGCUUUCUGUUCUGGUAAUUAUUACAUCAGACAAUGAAAUUUCAGCCUUCAAAUUUUUGAAGGUGUGUAUUAAUCCGACAAAACCAGAGGAUCCCCAAAAGUCUUUUAAAACAGGAAGUUGAACGGAGCGUUUUCAGAUCCUUGUAAUCAAAGCUUGGACACAGAAUCUAUUUUUAUCAGAUUGCGAAAUUGUUACACGUAAAAUGUAUAAGUGUACAUGUAUGUUAGUGUGAAAGACAUUUGUUUACUUCAUCUAGUCUGCUUUUAAGGAUACUGGUAUAUUAACUAUAUGAUGUUACAGAUUUUGUUAUUUAGUUUCAGAUAAUUUGAAAGUGUUUUGUUUUUAUUGUAAAUGUUAGUCAUUUUUAGAUUGUGAGAAUUAACUUAUAUUAUAUUUAGAAUAUAGUUAAACAUGCUCCUGUGAAAAAUCUUCAAAGAAAAAUAUUUUUUGCAAAGCUCAGAGAAAAAUCUUUUUACAAACAGAAUCUCCAUUAAGAGGACAGUUUUGUAUAAAUAAUUAGCUUUUAAUAUACUGGUAAGGUUGACUGUUUAUUUUCUUCUGUCAAACAAAGUGAAUAAUUAUAUUCAAUGUUAUAAUAGGUUGACUUGUAUCUGACAAACAAAGAUCAAUUGAUGCAUUAUAAGCAAAAAUAAUUAAAGUUGGAUUCAUAAGUUUAACAGUAGACCUUAACAAAAUAUGAUGAAAUUGUUACUGUUUUAAACUUGACUUUUACAAAAUCUAUGUAUAAUAUGGUAGUUGUGAAAAGUCCUAAAGUAAAAAAGAGAACAAAUAAAGAAAAUAAAAUUCAGAAUUGUUUCAAAGGUUAUUGUAAAUAACAUGUUAUACCCUUUGCUUAUUAAAAGUAGGGAUUAUAAAGGGAUAGAUGUAUGUGUUUGUUCAUGUUUCUGUACAUUUUAUUCAUUUAAAGGGAUUAAUGUGGUUACCAAUGUCUAAAUGUUAACCUUUUUCUGGGAAUACAGGGUUUAUUUAUUAGUUGAAAUUUGCUUUGAACUAGCUUUCAGAAACUACAAGUACUUUUAGAUUGAUACCUUGUGACUUUUGUCUUGUUGUUAGUUGUAAUGUGUACUAUGUGUUGAUCUGAUGAGUCAAACCCUUUCCAACUGAUUUUAUUUGUUUGUUCCUAUGUAAUGCUGUUACACUACUGUCCAAAGGUAUGGGAGAGUUGAGGCCUAGCAAACAUGCUUAACCCCACGAAAUUCUUGAUGUGCCUGUCUCAAAUCAGGAGGCUGUUAUUCAUUGGUUGUUGUUGGUUGCUGUCUGCCAUGUGCUUUAGGCAAUAACCAGGUCGUUUCCUUUCUCUUGAAUUGUUUCACAUUUUGUCAUGCUAGGGCCUUGUAUAGUUUACUAAUUGGUAUGGGUUUACUAAUUAUCGAUGGACGUAUUGCAACCUGCAGUUGUUUACAUCCUGGUCCUUCAGUGUAUGGUGGAUAGUCGUCUCAUUAUCAAUCAUACCACAUCUCCUUAUUUUUUUAUUAUCGUUAGUCAUAUCUCCAAUAAGGGGUAGGCAUCUUGUACCAAUACCAUUCUUUAAACCAUUAUUAAAUAUUUCACUGACAAUUUUUAAACAGAAUCUUUCUUACAUAAUGCAUUUGUGCACUUCCUAUUUUUGUUUUUGACUGAAUGAUUUUCAGGGUAUUUUAUAGUAAAACAUGGAUUUUGGGAAAUCUAUACAAAAGAAGGAGCAGGGGAUUGUUUAUUUAGCUCUGCUAAAAAAAAUUCUGGUUUGGGAUGAAUUGUGAACUCUACUAGUUUGUGAUAACUUUGGUUGUGUACUUGCAUUUGAUGUAUUGUAUAGCAUAUAUACAAGAUUGUAAAUAGUUUUAAUCUUUAUUUAUUUGUUUUUUCCUCAAUAUUAUUUUAUUGCAAUGAUUUGUAUGUAUUAUGUAAUACCCUAGUGAUUAUCAAGCAGGGCUUUCAGUUUUUAGUCUGAUAGACUUAAAAUUCUAAAUGUUAUUUUCAACAGGAUCAACUUUACUUUUUUGGAGUAAAUCUAAAACAAAUUUUAGAAAUGAAAUUGUAUGAUUUUACAUGGUCAGGACAUCAAAUGCAGGGUUUACACAGGUUUCUGAAAUCCUUGGAAAGUAUGGGAAAAUAGAAUCAGAAAAUUUAGCCCAAUAAAGAAUACAUAAAUAUCCUUUUCAUAUUUUCAACCAUUUGGCACUAUAUGAUGUAUAUAUAUUUAUGUAAAAAAUAACUCCUUAUUUUAUCUUUACAUUUCUUUAACAUAUGACUACUAACAACAAACAUUUUAUAGAAAUUUAUUUAAGUUGAUGGGGAAUAGAUUUCAACUGCAAGAAGGAACAUGUAUUUUCAUCACUAGAACAGGUAUUUUAAAUUUUUGUCCAGCAAAAUCAAGAAUGAAUGGUUGGCUUUUCAAGGUUAAAUUUAAAGUUACGUUUGAAUGAUCUCCACAUAAGACAAUGACUUUUGUGUUUAUUUCAUGGAACAGUUCACCUUCCAAGAAUUUAUAUACCCUGAUCAAAACACAAACUGAUUCUCAUGAAAGGUUUUAUUUCCUUUGGAAUUUUUCAACCACUUUAGUCUAUAAACAAUAUUUCCCUGAGUGCUAACAAGCACUUUGAAUUUGUAUUGCUUUUUGAUUUGAACUAUUUAAGUUUUCAUUUAAAGACUUUUAUCUAGAUUCUAGAAUACAUGUAACUGUUGUAUUGGUGAUUGAUUAAAGGUGCUAUUACUGCUUUUGAUUUGUAAUUCUUAAAUAUAUUCAUUUUAUUAAAUGUGUAUUUGAUGUAUUUAGUUUUGGAGAAUGUAUGAAGUAUUUCAUAUAAAGAUUGAAAUAACUUGUUUCAGUUCUCAUGACCCAGAGGACCAAGAUAGCAAUUUCAAUCCCUUUUUAUUAUCUGUUCUUCAAAUAUGAAUUAAAAACUUCUGUCUUAAUAAUGUAGCCAAUUACUAAACUUUUACUUUAAUCUAUGCCACCACCAAUACUAAAAGUUUAAAAUUUUACAGCAAAUUGAGUUUAAACCAAACUUAACCAUAAUCAUAUGAAUGGGAAGUACUAAAUGUAUAUCCUAGUCGUAUUUGAAAACUAUCCUCUGAACCAAUAUGUAUUUUCGAUUUUCAUUAUUAACAUAUGCAUAAAUUCCAUAUGAGAGGAACAGCCUUCUUUUAAGAGAUUAGUUCAGUAUUAUAUAUUUUUAGAUUGUAUUAUAAAAAGGUCACAAAAAACAUUAACACUAUUUAAAUAUCCAUUCCCUCAAAACAUGGUCCCCAGAUUCAGACUUUUCCAUUUAUCCAAUUCAUGAAACAUGCACGGUUUUGAUGAAAGUAUUUUAAGGGAUCAAGCAAGAAAUAAUGACAACAUCCAUGCUACAUGAUUUAUUAUGUGCUAUUGGUACAUGUCUCCCUUCAUUUUAAUAUAAAGGGGAUCUCACAAGAAAUGAAAGCUACAAUAAAUUAGUACCAGAUGGAUAAACCCCAAAUUAUACAGUCUAUAACCAGGUUUCAUUGGUAAAAAUAAUGUUCCCUUGUAAAUAUUAAAUAAUGUUUGCAUCAGGCUGUUAUGUACUACUCACACUUCAAAUUGUUAUUGUUUUUCUUGAUUUUUAUUUCAUUACCAGUUAUAAAGAUGCAUGUUUUUAUAUAGUAGAAAUUACCAAGUCUUUACAUGUUGUUUUUGAAUGAUCCCAAUAUUUGAAUCUUCAUAGGAGAUGCAUAAUAAAAGGAAAAUAAUAAAAUGACUAUCAUAAAGUA